This is a messenger RNA of Callithrix jacchus (white-tufted-ear marmoset), 746 nucleotides long. Its product is annotated as PRELI domain-containing protein 1, mitochondrial-like. Lineage: Eukaryota; Metazoa; Chordata; Mammalia; Primates; Cebidae. The record is from RefSeq and is a predicted model, not a curated record. Gene Ontology annotation, cellular component: mitochondrial intermembrane space.
AUGCAAUGGGAGAAGAAGCUAAAGGGAUCUCCGGAAGCCCCUCCGGCCGGGACGGUGGUGAAGUAUUUCCUGGGCCAGAGCGUGCUCCGGAGUUCCUGGGAACAAGUGUUCGCCGCCUUCUGGAGGCGGUACCCGAAUCCCAUAGACAUAGUACACCGGGAGGUGACCCCUGACCAGAAACUGCUGUCCCGGCGACUCCUGACCAAGACCAACAGGAUGCCCUGCUGGGCCGAGCGACUGUUUCCUGCCAAUGUUGCUCACUCGGUGUACACCCUGGAGGACUCUACUGUGGACCCACAGAAUCAGACCAUGACCACCUUCACCCGGAACAUCAACCGCGCCCGGCUGAUGGAGGUGGACGAACCAUGUGUUUACUGUGUGAACUCUGACAACAGUGGCUGGACCGAAAUCCGCCGUGAAGCCUGGAGCUCCUCUGGCUUAUUUCGUGUCUCCAGACCUGUCCAGGAAUUUGGUCUUGCCGGGUUCAAAAGCAACGUGACCAAGACUAUGAAGGGUUUCCAAUAUAUCUUGGCAAAGCUGCAAGCCAAGGAAGCCAAGGAGAAGGCAAAGGAGACGGCACUGGCAGCUACAGAGAAGGCCAAGGGCCUCACCAGCAAGGCGGCCACCAAGAAGCAGCAGCAGCAGUUUGUGUAGCCAGCCCCCCACCACCGCAGCACCCCAGACAGCUUGGCUUAGCCCCUCUGCCCUCCCUCCACUGUACUGUAUCAUUAAAAAUCAACUUCCAG